AUGUAUAGACGCUCAUUGUACUAUUCCACUUCGCCCCACCCUGAGUCACCCCUACGAUACUACCUGCGCGAACAGCGGCGCAGUUCCCUCGUUGCACGCGUGCCAUCUCCAUCCCGUCCUCUGCUCUUCUUCCCUCGGCCGAUUCCGCUCCUCUUCCUGUUUCCUUCACGCGCGACUCUUGCAAAAUCGCCGAAUCGCGGCCAAUCAUUCGCCAAGCGUCGCCGAACGUCGCCACCGCGCAGCACGCACUGCGUAUAUUCAACGCGGCUCUGCUGCCGGAGUCGCAUCGAGAGCCGUGGAAACACGGAUGUUCGCGAAACCCUAAACAGAGCCUGCAGGGGCAUGCCAGGGGAGGGAACCACAGCAGCAGCAUCCCAUUCCCGUUUUAAGCAGCUCCAGGAAGCAUCCUUUUCUCGGAUCUAUCAGUUACAGGAAGCAAUGAACGUGACUACAACAGAAGCAAUCUGCUGCGGCGUUAUUGUAUGCAACGUGUUCGUGCUCCUGUUUGCUGCGAUUUUCGCCAGCGAUGGCAGCGGGCAGGAAAAUGUUUUCGACGAGCGGACGUGGGCCAAUAGCGACGACCAGAGCAAGCCGCCAUUGAAUUCGAUCGCGGUUGAUGCUGCCACUCCGCCUCCUAUAGUGGUGAUGAAAUCAGGGAAGAAAGACUAG
Messenger RNA from Closterium sp. Naga37s-1, 669 nucleotides. The record is from the annotation of a GenBank genome assembly. Lineage: Eukaryota; Viridiplantae; Streptophyta; Zygnematophyceae; Desmidiales; Closteriaceae.